Messenger RNA from Lachancea mirantina, 1755 nucleotides. NCBI's taxonomy places the organism in Eukaryota, Fungi, Ascomycota, Saccharomycetes, Saccharomycetales, Saccharomycetaceae. The record is from the annotation of a GenBank genome assembly.
AUGACAAUUACCGAGCACCCAGAAACACAGCCAAGGUGGUGGAAGGAAGCCACAAUUUACCAAAUUUACCCUGCAAGCUUCAAAGACAGUAAUGAUGAUGGCUGGGGAGACUUGAAGGGAAUUACCUCCAAAUUAGAAUAUUUGAAAAACCUGGGGGUUGAUGCUAUUUGGGUGUGUCCCUUCUACGAUUCACCUCAGCAAGAUAUGGGAUACGAUAUUUCGAACUACGAAAAGGUUUGGCCAACUUAUGGCACAAAUGAGGAUUGUUUCGAGUUGAUCAAAAAAACCCAUGAGCUGGGUAUGAAGUUCAUUACUGAUCUCGUCAUCAAUCACUGCUCGACCGAGCACGAAUGGUUCAAGGAGAGCAGAUCUUCUAAGAAUAAUCCAAAGAGAGACUGGUUUUUUUGGAGACCGCCAAGGGGCUAUGACAGCGAAGGUCGUCCAAUUCCUCCUAAUAAUUGGAGAUCAUUCUUUGGAGGUUCUGCUUGGAGUUUCGAUGAGGAAACUCAAGAGUUCUUUUUGCGCUUAUUUGCGUCAAGGCAACCGGAUCUCAACUGGGAUAACGACGAUUGUAGAAAAGCAAUCUAUGAAACUGCAGUCGGAUACUGGUUGGACCAAGGGGUUGACGGAUUCAGAAUUGACACAGCUGGUUUGUACUCGAAACGUCCAGGCUUGCCAGACUCCCCUGUUUUUGACAUUCAAAACGAGUUUCAACACCCAAAUUGGGGCUCCCAUAACGGUGCUAGAAUCCAUGAGUUUCACCAAGAGCUUCGUCGCUUCAUUGAUCAGAGAGUCAAAGAUGGCAGAGAGAUUAUGACUGUGGGUGAGGUUGCUCACGGAAACGAUAAUCCUCUGUACACCAGUGCUGCUAGGCGUGAAAUGAGUGAAGUUUUUAGCUUCAAACAUGUUGAUAUCGGAUCAAGUCCUCACUUUCGGUAUGAACAGGUGCCAUUUACUUUGAAAGAUUUUAAAAAAGCAAUCGCUGAGAGCUUUGAGUUCGUUAAUGGCACUGAUUCCUGGGCAACCAUUUACCUAGAAAAUCAUGAUCAGCCCCGUAGCGUCUCAAGAUUUGGUAGUGACUCACCAAAAUACCGCAACAAGUCAGCCAAACUUUUGGCUAUGAUGGAGGGAUCUUUGACAGGUACUUUGUAUGUUUAUCAGGGCCAAGAACUCGGCCAAAUUAAUUUGAAAGGCUGGCCAAUUGAGAAAUACGAAGAUGUUGAUGUCAGGAAUAAUUAUGAGAUAAUUGUAAAGAAAUAUGGCAAGGAUUCGCCACAGGUGAAGUCAUUUAUGCGUGGUAUUUCUCUACUAUCCAGAGAUCACGCUAGGACACCAAUGCCCUGGACUUCAGAGGGCCCCAAUGCGGGUUUCUGUGGACCCAAGGUCCAACCGUGGUUCUUUUUGAAUGAAAGUUAUAAACAAGGCAUUAAUGUAGCCGAUGAAGAGUCGAAUGUGGAUUCUGUUUUCAGUUUUUGGAGGAAGGUCCUGGAAACCAGAAAGAAGUAUAAAAAUGUUAUGAUUUAUGGAUACGACUUUGAAUUCAUUGACUUGAAUAAUGAAAAGCUUUUCAGCUUCACCAAAAAUUUUGAGGACAAGAAAUUAUUCGCGGCGUUGAAUUUUAGCGAUGAAGAGAUUCAGUUUAGUCUUCCGGAGGGAUCUUCCUCUUGUGCUUUCAUUUUAGGAAAUUAUGAUGACAGAGAUGGCUCGUCACGAGUCUUGCAACCAUGGGAAGGCAGACUGUAUUACGUUGAUUAA